CCUGAGCCGGCCUGAAGCGGGCUCUUGGCGGCCCACCCUCCAUCGCGUCCUUCCAAGACCAACAGACAAUAGCGCAGCUCGGGUCCUGGAAGCCCAACUCGCCGCUGAGGAUGAGCGGGUGAGGUGGUUCAUCGCCAGGGAAAUGGGGCUUCUGAACAGCCCUUCGGAGCCAAUCUGAACUCUGGCCAAGAAGGUAGCAGUCGAGGACGGAUUAACUAACCGUCUCGGAAGCUAGUGGUCGGGAGGUCCCCGCCCUUUGUGGUGCAAAUGAGGAGAGCGCAGGGGCCCUCGGGGCGGCCCUCGCCCAGGACGAAGUUUCUCCUCGGUUUCUCCGUGACUUUCUUCCCGCUGUGAGCUCGGCGCGGGAUGGUUAGAGCCUUCAAAGACGCCCCCUGCUAACGCGGAGGAAUGCUGGGAAAGAACUUGCCCUCAAGAGUCGCCAGUGCUCCAAACCUGGCAGUGGCCACAACAGGGGAGGAGCCUGAUGUGCACAGCAGCUGUGAAAACCAGACGCGCAGCGGCGUCAGAGAUGCAGGUCUGCACCUGGGGCCGGUGGACACAGGUGUGCACGUAGGGUUGAGCCGCGCUGCCCCGUGGCCACGGGCUCCCAGCUCCGAGAACAUGACUACAGCCCAGAACGGCCAUGGGCAAGUUGCUGCAGUCCCCUGUUCGGUCUCUGAUCCAAAAGACCCCAAAAUGGUGACUUACCCGGCAUGUCAGAACGGAGGGUGCUGCAGCGAUGCGGAAGCCCAGGACGCCAGGCUCGGCCCCGCCAAGCUCGUGCGCCUCUUCUCGGUGAGUAGGAAGAGGACGGGUGCCAACGCCGAGAGGCCCCGCUCGGUGGUCCUGAUGGGGCACUCCUCCACCUGGAACGCCCUGGCCUCCUUUCGGAAGAUGGGAUCUUUUAAAAAAUUGAAGUCCUCCGUCCUUCAAGGAAUUCAGAACCGAGAGGGCUCCGAUGCGGCCAAGGAGGAGGCCUCAGAGCCCGACCCCGGGCCACCCGUUCCGAACGGGGCCGCCAUCGGAAUCCCAACGGGCGGGCGCGGCUCCUCGGCAGUAGCGGGCGGGUGCCCCCAGCCCGGCCCCGGGCCCGGGCCCGCGUCCGACGGCUCGGACCCGGAGGAAGCGGACGAUGCCUUCCAGAGGAGCACGCACCGCUCCCGCAGCCUGCGCCGCGCCUACGGCCUGGGCCGCAUCAGCCUCCUGGACUCGGAGAAGCACGGCCGGCCCCUGUCCCCAGUCGUGCAGGAGCCGGCCCUGUGUGCGAUCGUCGUGAAAGACUCGGAGAACAACAGCAUUGUCUACCGGAGAAGCAAGAGCACCGACAACUUGAAUUUCCUGAAGAAGAGCUCCUUCAAGAGGAAGUCGGCCUCCAACCUCGCGGACCUCAAGGUGGCGCCGGACAGGCCCGCGCCCCAGAGGACGCUGAGCAGCUCUUCGGCCGACUCGGAGAAGCUCGGCGGGGCGGAGAGGAGGACGAAACGCUGGAAGAGCCCCAUCAGGGCCAAGGAUUUCGAUCGGGUCCUGAGACUUGUGAGCAGCGCCACGGACGCAGCCUGGAAGCGAGAGCGUCCCAAGAGCGGGUCGCCCUGCUCCUGCGACGCUGCCCCGCGGCCCGGGCCCCGCAGCCGGCUGCACGACGACUACUCGCGCCGGGUGUCCAGCAGCAGCGAGCUGGAGCGCAGGAGGUGCGCGGCGGCCCCGGACUUCAGCCCAGCCGAUCCGCAGGGCCCCCACGUGGACGUGGAGACAGCGGUGUUUCCCCUGGAGGCCCAAAGCGUCGGUGCUUGCAAGGCUGGCAGCUCGUGGCCAAGUCCGAUUGCCCAGGAAGUGUUGAGCAAAGGCUCCCAUGAACCAAAACCUGGCAGCCAGUUUACAUUCGAACCCGAGCAGCCUCUUACCCCUCUACGGCCCACCACACCCAAGCCCCCCAGCCCUCAGAGCCCAGGCGCAGGAAAUACCAAGUGCCCCAACAAUCUCAGUGUGCUGUCCCUGAGCUCAGUGGACAGUGAGGAACGGACAGAAGGUUCUGUGCCCUUCCAGGACUCGGUGCCAGCUACAUGUGACAAAGGCAGUGAGGACAGCGGUGCCAGCAGCCACCCUCAGCUGAGCCCCAGGGGGGCAUCGGGUCCAGAAGAAAAGAAAGAGGAGGUGGUUACUGAGGAAUCCUGGAGGCGGGGCUCAUCCCAGGAAGAAGAAAGAACAGAUGCUCAGAGGAUCUCCAGGAGGAGAUGGGGCUCUGGGGGACGGUCAAGGCCUCGACCACUCUCCGACUAUGGCCAGCUGGCCAGCCGAAGUUUGUCAAUUCCUGAAGACUCAGUGGCUGUGUCCCCCCAGAAGGAGGACUGUGUGGAUGGUGCUCACCAGCCAAGCAUGACGUCUGCGGACCCUGCAGACCGGAACGCUGCCCUGGGCUGCCCCAAAGGAGGCCGGAGAAAACGCCCCAUCUCUGUGAUAGGUGGGGUCAGCUUCUACGGGAACAGCCAGACAGAAGAAAUAGAGAAUCUUCUAACCCAACCAGCAGCCAGGCCGCCCGUGCCAGCUCACCAGGUGCCGCCCUACAAAGCGGUUUCGGCCCGAUUCCGGCCGUUCACGUUUUCCCAGAGCACCCCCAUUGGGCUGGACCGUGUCGGACGCCGGCGCCAGAUGAGAGCAUCCAACGUUUCUUCAGAUGGUGGUCCUGAGUCCUCUGCCUUAGUGGAUGACAACGGCAGCGAGGAGGAUUACAGCUAUGAAGACCUCUGUCAGGCCAACCCCAGAUACCUGCAGCCCGGCGGAGAACAGCUGGCCAUCAACGAGCUGAUCAGCGAUGGCAGCGUGGUCUGUGCAGAAGCCCUGUGGGACCACGUGACCAUGGAUGACCAGGAACUGGGCUUCAAGGCAGGAGACGUCAUCCAGGUUCUGGAAGCCUCUAACAAGGACUGGUGGUGGGGCCGGAACGAGGAUAAGGAAGCCUGGUUCCCCGCAAGCUUUGUCAGAUUGCGAGUCAAUCAGGAGGAGCUGUCGGAGAAUUCCAGCAGCACCCAGGGCGAGGGGCAGGAGGCGGACGCUGGCAGCAACCGCCACAAACACUGUGAGAGCAAGCGGCAGAUGAGGACCAACGUCGUCCAGGAGAUCAUGGACACCGAGCGUGUGUACAUCAAGCACCUCAAGGACAUCUGCGAGGGCUACAUUCGACAGUGUCGCAAGCACACAGGGAUGUUCACUGUCGCACAACUAGCCACCAUUUUUGGAAACAUUGAAGAUAUUUACAAAUUCCAAAGAAAGUUCCUGAAAGACCUGGAGAAACAGUACAACAAAGAGGAGCCUCACUUAAGUGAAAUAGGAUCCUGCUUUCUUCAACAUCAAGAGGGCUUCGCCAUCUACUCCGAGUACUGUAACAACCACCCCGGCGCCUGCGCGGAGCUGGCCCGCCUGAUGAAGCAGAGCAGGUACCGGCACUUCUUCGAGGCCUGCCGCCUGCUCCAGCAGAUGAUCGACAUCUCCCUGGACGGCUUCCUCCUCACGCCGGUGCAGAAGAUCUGCAAGUACCCCCUGCAGCUGGCCGAGCUGCUCAAGUACACCACGCAGGAGCACAGUGAUUACAGCAACAUAAAGGCGGCAUACGAGGCCAUGAAGAACGUAGCCUGUCUGAUCAAUGAGCGCAAACGCAAGUUGGAAAGCAUAGACAAGAUAGCACGGUGGCAAGUGUCCAUCGUCGGCUGGGAGGGACUGGAUAUUUUGGACCGAAGUUCAGAGUUGAUCCAUUCUGGGGAACUGACCAGACUCACGAAGCAAGGCAGGAGCCAGCAGCGGACGUUCUUCCUGUUUGACCACCAGCUGGUGUCCUGUAAGAAGGACCUGCUGCGCAGAGACAUGCUCUACUACCGGGGCCGCGUGGACAUGGAUGACAUGGAGCUCGUGGACCUGGAGGACGGUCGGGACAAAGACUGGAACCUCAGCUUGAAAAACGCCUUCAAGCUCGUCAGCAGAACCACCGACGAGGCUCAUCUGCUUUGUGCCAAAAAACAAGAAGACAAGGCGAGGUGGCUGCAGGCCUGUGGGGACGAAAGGAGAAGGGUGCAGGAGGACCGAGAGAUGGGAAUGGAAAUUCCCGAAAAUCAAAAGAAACUCGCCAUGUUAAAUGCUCAAAAGGCAGGACAUGGAAAGUCAAAAGGCUACAGCGGGUGCCCCGUGGCCCCACCGCACCAGAACUUACAUCCCCUUCACCAGCGCCAUGUCACCGUGCCCACCAGUGUCCCUCAGCAGCAGGUCUUUGCCCUGGCAGAACCCAAGAGGAAGCCGUCUCUGUUCUGGCACACCUUCAAUAAACUCACCCCUUUCAAGAAAUGAAAACGGGUGCCGCACUUCUACCGAGGUGGCUGUGAAGAGGACCUUCUGUUUCUUCUGUGCUCACUCCAAGGAGAGUGUUGGACCCAGUGCUGAAAACUUCUUUGCGGGAUGAAAAAAGAAGAGGCAUUGGACUCACCUUCGGUCUUCAGAGACACAGCUGCCGCCCUGGAAGGGGCAAGAUGGCAGUGACACACAGCUUUCGUGGACACAAGAACCCUCUGUGACCUGUGCUGAGGUGGCCGAGGCCUGGGACCAGUGACAUGGUCUAAAGUGAAUGCUGAGCAGACCUGACAAGCAUCGCUCAUGACGAGCAUGCUGGCUGCUGCAGCCCAGGCCCAGGGGACUGAGAGGAAGGGCAAGAUAUGGCAGUUUUGCACUUGAUUUGAAGGGAUUGGUCGUGAUGGAGUUGGGAGGAUGCUGCCUCUCGCUGGCACAGGUGAGCCGUUCCUGUGUCCCAUGUACAGAAGCAGUGUUCCUGGCCACCUAAACCCACACAGUCACCAAAUGGACGCACAGGCUUUCUCCUACCAGGUUCCUCCCCCUCCAGGCUGGAAGGAAAAGCAGGAUGAGCUUGUCAGGUGGCAGCGAGGUCUGCAGCGCAGUGACUCCAGCUUCCCCAAGGGACCGCUGCUUUCCGGGAGGGAGUGCAAGAGCCUACUGUGGGCUGACUUGACGCCUCACGUACUCUCCUGCCCGCCUGUGUGCAGCAGAAACCACGGCUACUCGCGCGUCAUAACCUGAAAAACUAUUCGAACAUACGCGUUUGCAAUAUAAAAACCCGUUUCCUUUGAUUUUGUGAUAAAGCAAAAAUGCACAUGCCCUGACUGAACGGCAUUCUGAACGUGCGUCUGUCUGUGUGCUCACUCCAUCACUGGUUUCUGCUGCCAUCACCAAUCAGAUCAUAACAACAUGUGCAUUCCAUUGAGAAGGCAUGAGGUUCAGAACCGUCCAGCUGCCUGAGGGUUCAAAGCCGACCUGGUUGCGUAAACUCAAGCAGUAGUGCUAACCCUGAUUACUAGCAUGUCGACAGGUUUCUGAAGAUCCCUUCUUUAUAACAGAGACCUUAACAAAAUAUGUCUCAGCGCAGACAGCAGUCUUUUUUACCAAAGGCCACGUGGGCUGAUACCUGUCAAUAGUCAUCUCCUAUUCUGUAUGUGUUGUACAUUUUGAUGGAAAUACCUUUUAAAUGUGUCCAGAGAAGACAGGCUCUGCAGAGAGAGAUGCCAUUUUAAUUUACUUAGUGCACUGGAUGGAGGGUAUUGUAUUACGCCAUUUGUGGUUUUCUCUUUGAGAAGCUCUUUGUAUGCUCCUCUCGGAGAGUUCUUGUUUCUACUAGACCCGUGCUUGAGAAGAAACAAACCUGUCCUGUCAAACACAGGGGUAGUCCGAGUCUCCAAGUGUGUGGUUCCUCCACUCCCCCACCUUCACCCAUACCCAGAAGAGGUGACAUCAUGCAACAAGGAGGCAUAGAACAACCUCUCGGCCGGGGCUCGGAGCGUCAUGUAAAAGUUGUGUCAGGAAAUCGUACCUGUCUUGAGCCCGCUCUGCACGUCAGUAUGCUCACUUCUAGGUAGUUUCCAGAAGGUCAUGCUGCCUUGUGGCCAACAACCACAGGCCACUUCUGGGGACCUUGACCCCAAGUGUCCCAGGAAUAGAGGCUGCUUCUGUGAGGACACAUCUCAGGAGGUGCUGUGACUCCACGUGCACAAGCGCGUGUGUUGCACUUUUGAAUAUAGACAUCUCAAGUGUAGUUGCAUUUAGAUAACUGACCUUUUUACUAACCAAAAAUAAUGACAUGUUUUGUAAACUAUACGUAAUAUACUUUUUGUGGACCCCUCAGCAGUAACCGUAGGGGGUCUCUGUGCUAAAUAGAGUUGUUUGUAUAUACAGCAAUUUUGAACAGUUGGUAGGUUUUUUUGUUUGUUUUUUAAUAUAAGGGGAAGCAAAGAGAAUUACUUGCAAAUGUUACAUUUUCAGUGAGGAUUCGAUUCAUGUAAAGAAUCACUCAGAGGGCUUCCGUUUACUAAUAUUUGUUAAUGGGCAAUGAAGAAACCCUGUAAGCUCUGUGACCAGUCCUGAGUCACUUUCCAGCUGAGCCCUCCCUUGACGUCCCAUCUCUCACUCAGCCGGGGUCCUGACAGAAGCAGGAACCUCAGCCAGCAGGGCCUGUGGAGCCCGGGGGCUGCUCUGUCCCCUCUGUGCAGCGUGAGAGUCACCUGAUCAAAUACCUGUUCUAGGUGGAGCCUGCUUGGAUUUUCGAGUGAUUUUGAAAACUGCUUACGUAUAUUUAAAAGGAUAGAACUCCUUUGACUUCUUGAAGUUUGUAUGUCUACCUUGGGUUGUAUUACCAAAUGCCUGAGUUCUAUCAAGGACAGAUGGCUCAAGUAUUCUAAUUCUGGUUUGCCAAACUCCCUUCUUGAUUUAAGUCACAUGUUCUACAUGGAAAGAAAGAGAAAACCAAGAGCCUUCUGUACAGGUUAUAUAUGAAUUGCGUUGGGAAUCUUGCUUACUCUUUCUUUCUCUCUUUUUUAACCCUACAUUGCAUAAUACGGUGGACCAAAAAAAGGGGGGGAUGAUAUAGUAUUUUGAUGAAUUUCACUUAUUCUAUCCUUCAUGUUUUAGAAUUUGCCAACUCUGUCGAAUGGCAGUUGUCGUGGCCUUGGGUCAAAAGCAGCCUUCUCAGUGUCGAUCCUACCUAACACGGGGCACGACCUUGGUGGUAGAUGGAGCAACCAUAAAAUAGAAUAUGUGUAAAACUCUGGAAAAACAACAUUCUUUGUCUUUGGCCUGCAAACUAGACAAAGAGUGGCAGCAACUUGCCCGAGCUUGAAUAGGCUACCACCUGCAUAGUUUGAUUUUAGUAGAUAUGACCUUUUUCACCUGGUAGAUCUGAUUUUGAUUUUGUAGUUGAAAACAUUUCCCUUUCAUCUCCACGCUAUUUCUGAACACUGUCAUGUCUUUUUAUGUCUAAUCCAGAUGAAGACUAAGUCCGUGCCUAUUCAGGAAGGACCCCUAGAUCCUGCAUUGCUCUGGCCUAGGCACAGCAAAAGUGCAUUUAAUUGAAAAUUUGGUUCAUAAUAGAAAUCUUCUGUAAAAGCCGUGUGAUGCGGUUUUUUUUAUCAGUUGGAAAUCUUUACCUGUCCAAAUUGCUGAUAUUCCUCCAUGCAAAUCACCUGAGUUAGAGUAGAGAACCCUGAUUACCUGGAGUUAGGGGGGAAAUUGCUGUGUUAUUUUUUGGUGACAGGAGAAAUGGAUAUGUCCCUCCUAGGACAGUACCAAAAAGUGUGAAUAAAUGUUCUUUCAAUGGCUCCAGGGCACAAGUCAAAACUAGGUCAAACUAAUCAAAAACAGUUUUCCCUAUAAAUUGUUCUCCCUGUUAAAAUUUCGCUUUGCUGAAAUUGUUGUUCCCGGGAUGGAUGUGCUGAAUGUGGAGUUCAAAAGAUUUUGAAACAAAUAAGUAAAACUUAUCUGAUGCAAAUAUAUUUAGCUACAACACACAUAACAUUAUUGCCUUAAGUUAUUUCAUAGGCAUAAACAUUUGCAUUGAAAAAACACUUUAACUGAUUCUACGAUUUAAUAAUUGGUCUUUUUUGUACGUAUUAGUAUCUGUUGUGUUUGACUUACCUACUUUGGCAAGCUUUGGGUAACCUUUUCCUUUCAUGUUAACUCGUCACCAUCAAGGUGAGGUUAUCUGUGUAAGUCAAGUGACAGCUUCCAAACUGAUGAAUUGGCUGUUGACAGCUGAAGUAUGUUGUACAAGAUUGCUGUAACUUGAUAGGUAUUUUUGUUGAAUGAAGUUUUUGUAAAAAAAAAAAAAAAAAUUUACAACGUUAUGGGAAUGAUUUCUUGUAAAUGCUGUGAAUCUAUAUUUGUUGUUUUGUAUCUGUAUAUUAAAAUUAAUUU
Messenger RNA from Rhinolophus ferrumequinum (greater horseshoe bat), 8235 nucleotides. It is a transcript of the gene SPATA13, whose product is annotated as spermatogenesis associated 13. The coding region runs from base 409 to 4332 and encodes 1307 amino acids. Gene Ontology annotation, cellular component: cytoplasm. NCBI's taxonomy places the organism in Eukaryota, Metazoa, Chordata, Mammalia, Chiroptera, Rhinolophidae. The record is from RefSeq and is a predicted model, not a curated record. The transcript has 14 exons. Gene Ontology annotation, biological process: lamellipodium assembly; intracellular signal transduction; filopodium assembly. Gene Ontology annotation, molecular function: guanyl-nucleotide exchange factor activity; protein binding.